Synchiropus splendidus (mandarinfish) is the source of this 4366-nucleotide messenger RNA. RefSeq names its product RIC3 acetylcholine receptor chaperone b (gene ric3b). Gene Ontology annotation, cellular component: intracellular membrane-bounded organelle; neuronal cell body; neuron projection. NCBI's taxonomy places the organism in Eukaryota, Metazoa, Chordata, Actinopteri, Syngnathiformes, Callionymidae. The record is from RefSeq and is a predicted model, not a curated record. The transcript has 6 exons. Gene Ontology annotation, biological process: protein localization to cell surface; synaptic transmission, cholinergic. The coding region runs from base 127 to 1197 and encodes 356 amino acids.
UUUCAACGUACUUCCGGCUCGUAUCAUCGAACACGGAAGCAGCAGCACUUGACACCGCCGCCGCUCUCACCGUAAAAAACAGACACAUUGUCGCAUAUUCUCUGAUAUUCAAGCCGCCGUGUUGCGAUGGUUAUAUCCACAUUUCAAAAGGUGACGCUGGUGACGUGUCUGGUGCUUUGCGUCGGGCUGCUUCUUCCUAAAAUGCUGCUCUCCCGGGGUCGGAAGGAUGCUGCAGAGCGACCGGAGGGUUCUGGUCACUUUCCUCCCAUGGUUCAUCGUCAGGUGGCCCCAGAGGGCAGAGGUCAGAGGACAGCAGGCGCAAGCUUUAACAGGGCCCACAGCUCGGAGGCUGUAGCCCGGGGCAAGGGUGCAGGUACUGGGGUUGGGACUGCAGGAAAGUCUAACCUUGCUGGUCAGAUCAUCCCUGUGUAUGGCUUUGGAAUCUUGCUCUACAUCCUCUACAUCCUGUUCAAAAUCACAUCGAAGGGGAAUAGCAAGCCACUGGAGUGCAGAUCUCCUCCUGUUCGAUCUGAGAACAUGAAGAGAAAAAUCACUGACUUUGAGCUCCUCCAGCUGCAGGAGAAGUUACGGCAGACAGAACUGAUGAUGGAGAACAUAGUUUCUAAUGUCCAGCACAGUCCUGACAGGGUUGUAGGGGUGAUGGCAGACCAGGAGGAGAGUCUCCUGCAGCAGCUGACUGAGAUCACUCGCGUGAUGCAGGAGGGGAAGCUGGUGGAGGCAGUGAUGCCUGAGGAGAAGAGCCUCGAUAACUGCCAAGGGUACCCAGAGGAAUCCGGUCAGACCUGGGAAUUUCCCCACUGCAGCUGCCACCAUGAUGCACAGCCCAGAAGUCCUCCAACAGAAAGCGUGGACGGUGAUGGUGACCACCUGGUGUCAGACUGUACGAAGACGCUCAGUGGUGAAGAUCAUAGUGCAGCAGUGGUAAGGGAACAAGAGGCUGAGCAGGAGGUACCUAAAGAAAUAGAUGAGUCCAAGCCUGCAGAAUUGGACCUGGUGGUUCCUAUGGAAGACCUGGUGGAGGAACUAGAGCUCCAACUGACAGUGAGGUAUAAUGAGGACACCAAGAAGAUGGAUGAAAGGAUGGAAGGUCUCAAAAAGGUCAUGAAGUCAGAAGCAGUCUGUAGCUCUGUCAGGAGGAGGAGCAAGAGGAGGCGAGCCAAAAAGGACUGUCACUGACUCAAAGACUGGCCUGUGACCAAGUUUGAUAUUCAUGUGUCGGUACAAUAAGGAGGGACUAGAGUUUCUUUCCCUGCAAACAAGUGAAGUUCACACCAGGCUUGGAUAUUGACAAGUUCUGAUUCUUAAAACAAGACAAACCUGAUUCCUGAACCUCAGUGAGACUUCGCUCAACUCGCACAACUUUGACACACACUCAUUGAAAUAGCAAUUGUAAACUACUACCACUGCUUUUGACUUGUCAGGUAACCAAGAUUAACUUACCAACCACUGUAAAUGGAACAGUGUCACAGCAGGCCUCACAAGGACUAUCACCACCAGAUCAUAUGAUCUGUACCUGUAAAUCCAUAAUGCAGUGAAAAUUAUAUUAAUGGAAUUUUACUUCUAACUGCUGCUGCCUCUGUUACCAUAGCCUGACAUUCACAGAUGUACUUUUUCCUUCACAUUUUUGUUACUGAAUCCGCCACGAUGACCACAAGUAACCCAGUAAUUACUGUCAGAAGUACCAUAAUUACCACCAGCUUUUAUGUCUACCUAUCUAUCCAGCUUCAAGUCUGUUAUGUGGUGGAUACCUAGUGUUAAGGUGUUCACUGUGAUAGCCUGGCGAGGACUGGCUUUCCAAACUUGAGACACUAGUCUGCAUGAAGUCAAUGACUUACUCAAGACUUUACCGCAAAAAGUUUGUUUAUUUCACGUUUUAUGGUACAUUUGACUGAUACAAAAGCAACAUCACACCGACCGAUGUUGGCUGGGAACAAUUUGGAUCAACAUUGAGCAUCGCACUACCUUCUAAGGUAGUCUUAAUGAUGUGGCGUUGCCUCAGGAGGCUACUCAGUGCUCCAUGGGCUCAGCUGGCGCGUCAGGGUCAGCAGGUUCAUCUGCGGGCGGAGCAACCUGGGAAAACAGCAAUGGUCAGCAAAAACAUUGUUCCGUCGACACCAGAUGUAUUAAGAAUGAUAUUGAAAUUAAAGCCCAUUUACAGAAUUCUUAUUGUCUGGGAGUCCCUUUCGAUUAGAGCUGAUGUGCUACGAGGUGCUACAGCCAUUCAACCUUCAUUUCGAUGAUGCCUUUUACGCUACACAUUGGUGUUUAGCUGUCUUUCGCAGAGUUAGUCAGUAGGCCAAGGGAAAUGAAAAGCCUGACAACUCUGGAAAAAACAGUUAGGAAACAAAAUGCCUAUUAAGCGAAGAAGAGAGGGCCUUUUCUUUCAUAAUGCCUAGCAUACGUAGUUUGUCUUUUUAAAAUAUGAAACCCAGAAUCAGAAAGAGUAUCUAUUUUCUAUUCAGAUAGCGCAUGCCAAGAAUAAAGAAUAAUUUGUGAACAAAAUAAAAGUCAAAUGGCUGAAAAUGGAGCCUUCUACUUCUCCAAGUGGACUGUGAGGUGCAACUAACCCAAACAGAACACAGCUUUAUCAUCAUUAAGCUCAAACACCCCUGACACUAACCAACACUGAAGAUUCAUAUAAGGCCUAGCAUGCAAACCUGAUCUCCCUGCAGAUGUCAUGUGGCUUUGACAAAGAUGAGCUGACGUGAAGCACUGGACGAACACACAACUGUAACUCUUAUCCUUUCUUCAAACCCUGUCCAGGAAGUUGUGAGGCAGUAGACCAAUGCAAUUCCUUUCUUUACAUUCACAGUUGAUUGGCUUUUAAGACUCUUUAACAGGCAGGGAAUUUGUUUGAAAAUGGCUGUCAUUGAUUAAUGUAGAUGUAGGUCAGAAGCUGCUAAAUCAAAUGCCAAGUUCAAGAUUAGAUUAGACAAAAUAAAUAAUAAGCAAUAUUUAGUGAAAAAAAAAUACAUAGUGUCACAUUUCAAGAACAGCUAAACCAGUCAAGCCACGGGGUGGACCAAGUUGUGGUCCAUUGUGAUGACCAAUUUUAUUUUUCCACUGAGACAGGCAGAUAAGACAUUGUUGUUGAUUUCUCCCUGGCAAUUAACCACCAAUACACAAUACAUACACACAAAAGUAACUUUUUUAAUGAAACAAUUUAAGACAAUCAAGUCAAUCAAAAUGCUGGUUGCUUGUCUGAAUAAGGAUAUAUAUAUAUAUGAGCAGAUGAUUAACCAUGAUAAAGACAAAAACAGACUAACUACACAAAGUAAAAAAAACAAAACAAAAAAAAACGGUGACAAUACCCUUCUUUGUGGCCGCUCCUCCAGGCCCUCCAAGAAUGGAGCCACGUCGUCGUCAUCAUAGAUCGUGAAAUCGAUGUCCUUUCCCACAAUGCCGAUGGAAACAUUCUGUGCACAUAAAAUUUGGAAAACUCUUAAUCCUCUCCAAACAAAACAUGUCAUCAUUUGUAAUACCAUUUGGUCACGCUCACAUGAAAACAGUGAAGUCAAAAGAGGCAUCACACCCAGAGGUUAGGACCCUACCAAAUACACCAAACAAUAAGAGAAAAUUCAAUGCAAUGUUCAUUCCAGCUCAGAAAAAACGCCUUCUCUUCAAAGAAUUUGACUCCAGGGUUAACGCGCGCACACACACACCUCAAAACUAACGCAUCCAGGAUCUGAAUGGAUGAAAUAAGUCAUUUGAAAAUCCUAACUCAUAACUUGAACGUGAACUCCGUUGCGGUCAAACUAACAAGAGAAUGACUAAGGGAAGUCAAAAUCAAAUGUGAGUGGAGGUCUGGCUUUUGAAUCAUAAAAAAAGAAGUGGAUAAAGCAGAAAACUGGAUGAAACUCCCCCAGAUCACUCAUAAUGACACAAGAGUGUCACCUAAAAUGACUAGGCAAGCUUCCGAAGAGAGAGCAGAGAGAUCUUCCGGGGGACCGUCUCCCAGAACUGGAAUAGGGCAUCAGUCAACUCUUAGACAGUCUGCCUGCGUGAUGCUCGACUGCAUUCAGGCAUGCCCCACACUAUCAGCUCCACCGUCACACUAGUGUCUUUACCAUACCUUGGAGGAGAGCAACGUGAGAAGUGACCAUAAAUCUGUAUGACACACUUUCGAUAAUUUUUGACUCGGAUGCCAGCCAUGUGAUGCGUGACAGUCCUGACUCUCCAAUUCACUUAAAUAUUUCACUCUCAUGGAGACAUGCUCAUGUGUUGAUCUGCAUGGGGUUACCUUGGUGGUCAGGUCUUGCUCAGUGGGGAGAGUUUCUCGGAGUGCACGCAGACCAUGUUGGACCAACUCAUUCAGAUUGCCUAAAGAAGAAUAACCGACAUGAGA